This is a messenger RNA of Populus nigra (black poplar), 558 nucleotides long. RefSeq names its product dirigent protein 4-like. The transcript has a single exon. The coding region runs from base 1 to 558 and encodes 185 amino acids. Lineage: Eukaryota; Viridiplantae; Streptophyta; Magnoliopsida; Malpighiales; Salicaceae. The record is from RefSeq and is a predicted model, not a curated record.
AUGGAAGGCAUGCAAGUUUUGGGUUUGGCUUUGAUCCUUUUCAUGAUCACCACACAUGCGCAUGGCCAAUAUUACUCUCAGAGCAUGCCUUAUGAAUCCUUACCAGAGAAAACAACCAAUCUCCACUUCUUCUUCCACGACACACUCAGUGGUAAAAACCCUAGUGCUGUUCUUGUUGCCCGUCCCAACAUCACCACGGGUCAGUCAGUAGCUCCGUUUGGGAGCAUAUUUGUCUUUGAUGAUCCUCUUACAGUUGGGCCCGAACUGACCUCCGAGGUCAUUGGGAAUGCCCAGGGGCUGUAUGUAUCAUCUAGUCAAGAUAUACCAUCUCUAGUGGUAUAUUUUGAUUUUGGAUUCACCACCGGCGAAUUUAAUGGGAGCUCCAUUAGUGUGUUUUCAAGAAAUCCCAUAAUAAAUACCGAACGUGAGCUUGCCGUGGUUGGAGGGAGAGGAAAGUUCAGGUUGGCUAGAGGGUUUGCUCAGUUGAAGACUUACUUUAUAAAUGCAACUAAUGGUGAUGCCAUUGUUGAGUAUAAUGUAACUGUGAUUCAUUAUUAA